This is a messenger RNA of Hirundo rustica (Barn swallow), 724 nucleotides long. RefSeq names its product crystallin beta B1 (gene CRYBB1). Gene Ontology annotation, biological process: lens development in camera-type eye; visual perception. The coding region runs from base 1 to 717 and encodes 238 amino acids. Gene Ontology annotation, molecular function: structural constituent of eye lens. The record is from RefSeq and is a predicted model, not a curated record. The transcript is spliced from 5 exons. Lineage: Eukaryota; Metazoa; Chordata; Aves; Passeriformes; Hirundinidae.
AUGUCUGAGACCACGAAACCCGCUGCUCCAGGCCAGGCUGCGGAUGAGAAGGAGAAGGCAGCUCCUGCACCAACUCCAUCCCUCGACCCUGCUCCUGUCGCAAACAGCAAGGGCGAGGAGCCCUCCCAAGAAGCCUUCAGGAUCGUUGUCUUCGACCAGGAGAACUUCCAGGGCAGGCAGAUGGAGUUCACCGCCGAGUGCCUGAACCUGGCCGACCGUGGCUUCGACCGGGUGCGCAGUGUCAUUGUCACCUCUGGACCCUGGGUGGCCUACGAGCAGGCCAACAUGCGUGGGGAGAUGUUCAUCCUGGAGAAGGGCGAGUACCCUCGCUGGGACACCUGGUCUAGCAGCUACCGGAGCGACUGCUUCAUGUCCAUGCGUCCCGUCAAAAUGGAGGCUGAGGACCACAAAAUCUCCCUCUACGAGUCUGCUGACUUCAAGGGCAACAAGAUGGAAAUCCAGGAGGACGACGUGCCCAGCCUCUGGGCUUAUGGCUUCUGCGACCGCGUGGGCAGCGUGCAGGUGCCCAGUGGAACCUGGGUCGGGUACCAGUACCCUGGCUACAGAGGCUACCAGUACCUCUUUGAGACCGGAGACUUCCGACACUGGAACGAGUGGUCUGCCUUCCAGCCCCAGAUCCAGUCCAUCCGCCGCAUCCGGGACAUGCAGUGGGACCAGAAGGGCACCUUUGUCACCCCCGACGCGCCCUCCGACUGAGCGUGCC